This is a messenger RNA of Suillus paluster, 1236 nucleotides long. RefSeq names its product ClpP/crotonase-like domain-containing protein. Bases 47 to 1015 code for a protein of 322 amino acids. Gene Ontology annotation, biological process: fatty acid beta-oxidation. Gene Ontology annotation, cellular component: mitochondrion. The record is from RefSeq and is a predicted model, not a curated record. The transcript has 7 exons. Lineage: Eukaryota; Fungi; Basidiomycota; Agaricomycetes; Boletales; Suillaceae. Gene Ontology annotation, molecular function: enoyl-CoA hydratase activity.
CGCGGACUUCGAAAUCUGUGGGGCAACAGGUGACAAAGCAACGAUUAUGAAUUGGAAACAACAAGCACCUGGAGGACGGCGCCGGCAGCAACACGUCGAAUUAGUAGAUCAAUUAAGGGUUUCACCUACGCUUGGAACAAAUAUGCUCCACGCCGGAAAACUGACGACUACAUGGUACCCUUGGCGGUUGUCGCGACAAUCGCGCAGACUCUUCUCAACCCACACACCCGAAGCAUUCCUCGAACCUCUCCAGUCUAACCUCGGAAUAACAUGUCUAUCCCUCAAUAGACCACAAGCGAAGAAUGCCAUAUCAAUGAAACUACUUCAUGAAUUUCGCGAAUGUUUGGACACCGCGAAGUAUGAUAAGAGCAUACGCGCGCUGAUAAUACGUUCUACUACCAUGGGUUCCUUCUGCGCAGGCGCCGACCUUGCUGAGAGACGUACCAUGUCUCAAAUUCAGGUUGCGAAAUUCCUUUCCGACUUACGUUCUGCCCUUGGUCAGUUGGAAACCUUACCAAUGCCAACAAUUGCUGCAAUCGAUGGGCCUGCUUUGGGAGGAGGGUUGGAAUUGAGCUUUGCCUGUGACUUGCGUGUAGCUGGAAAUGGUGUGACAAAGAUAGGUCUUCCAGAGACACGCCUCGGGAUUAUACCUGGAGCAGGUGGUACUCAACGUGCUGUUAGAUUACUGGGCAUGUCGAAAGCAAAGGAUCUAAUAUUUACAGCCAGGAUGUUGACAGCCCAAGAAGCACUUGAAUGGGGUGUAGUGGAUUAUGUAUCGUCUCCCUCUACAUCGGCCUUCGAGCGGGCAGUCGACUUGGCUCAAGAAAUAACUAAAAGCGCUCCGUUAGCGCUUCGAGCUGCAAAGCAGGCAAUUUCACGUGCUGCUGACCUCUCAUUGGAAUCAGGUCUGGACUUUGAAAGAGCAUCCUAUGAGGUUCUUCUACCCACGAAAGACCGGUUGGAGGCACUGGAAGCAUUUAGGGAGAAACGACAACCUAUUUUCAAAGGGGAAUAAUCUUCAACCUUUAAUUUGGAGUGUGCUACGUACGUGAUGACAAUGCAAUGAAUCAAGGUAUAACCACGCGAACCACGGGCCUGAGUGCUGAGUGCCGACUCCCCCGACCAGUGAGAGAAGGGUUUUUUCUGACGGGUGCUGGGCAGCUCCAUGUAACUUUUGUGUUGUAUAGAGUGGUGGUGAAGGUUGGCGAAUGCAUCCUCAUAAUAUAUUUAUGGGCG